This is a messenger RNA of Exophiala xenobiotica, 660 nucleotides long. RefSeq lists its product as uncharacterized. Bases 1 to 660 code for a protein of 219 amino acids. The transcript has a single exon. NCBI's taxonomy places the organism in Eukaryota, Fungi, Ascomycota, Eurotiomycetes, Chaetothyriales, Herpotrichiellaceae. The record is from RefSeq and is a predicted model, not a curated record.
AUGUCGUCGACAAAGUCGGCGAUAACUACCUUGGCGAUUCGAUUACAAAGAUCAUUCUCGUUAUCCGAGCAAUCGAGUCUGAGGCCACCUCAAAAGACCUUCUCAUGGCCACUCGAUGCAUCCGCUGCCCAAAUCAAAUCCUUGCCGGUCAUCAAGCUCGCAUCCUUCGAGCGAUGUUCUUGCGACGGAUUCGACGCAGAGCAAGCCCACUUGAGCGUUCAUACGCACAAGACCGAGCUACGCGAAGCGAAGGGCGUGGCCAUUUCUUACACUUGGGGCGAGUUCGAUCGACAGAAACGGUGUAUUGGUCGUAAGUGCGGCAGCCCUGCCAAUGCUGUCUUUAUGGAGCUUGGAGCGGAAUGGAGAGUUUCUAGCGUCCAAGAACGCCUGGCGCAGUUGACGAAACAAUAUGGCGGUUGUUGGGUCGAUCAGUUCUGCAUGCCGCAGAGCGAGGAGAAGAUAAGGCAGACUUUAGCCUCGAUUCCGUCGAUUUUCCGCACCUUGCAUGUCACUGUCCUCCUCCCUGGUUCGCUAUGUGGCUGUCUGCGAAAGCGUUCGAUGAAUAUCAGGCCGCCAAACACGAAGCAGAUGCACAGGAAGCCUCUGCAGAACAGCCUCCCGAAGCCAGUGCGCAACUUGACAGACGCAUGGAACGUUUAA